AUGCUGAGCCGGGUGCGCUCCGCCGUGGCGCACCUGGUGAGCUCGGGGGGCGCCCCGCCCGCGGGCCCCAAGUCCCCGGACCAGCCCGAAGCCGCCUCGCUGCUGCCCGCCGUCCCCCCGGAGGCGCCCGGGAGCCCCCCGGCCAAGGCGGGGAGCGCGAGCGGGAGCGCGGCGGCGCCCGCAAAGGCAGCGGAGGCUCGAGCGAGCUUCUCGCGCCCGACCUUCCUGCAGCUGAGCCCCGCGGGGCUGCGCCGCGCCGACGACCACGCCGGCCGCGCCGUGCAGAGCCCCCCGGACACCGGCCGCCGCCUGCCCUGGAGCACGGGCUACGCCGAGGUCAUCAAUGCUGGCAAGAGCCGGCACAAUGAGGACCAGGCGUGCUGCGAAGUGGUGUACGUGGAAGGCCGGAGGAGCGGCUCCGGGGCGCCCAGGGAGCCCGGCCCCGGCCAGGGACUCUGCUUCUACUACUGGGGUCUGUUUGACGGGCACGCGGGGGGCGGAGCUGCCGAGAUGGCCUCCAGGCUCCUGCACCGCCACAUCCGGGAGCAGCUGAAGGACCUCGUGGAGAUCCUGCAGGACCCCUCACCACCCCCCCUCUGCCUCCCAUCCACCCCGGGCACCCCGGCUUCCUCGGACCCCCCUCACUUGGUUGGUCCUCACUCCUGCUGGCCUUCGCAGAAGGAAGUGACCCACGAGAGCCUGGUGGUGGGGGCCAUUGAGAGUGCCUUCCAGCUCAUGGAUGAGCAGAUGGCCCAGGAGCGGCACGGCCACCAAGUGGAGGGGGGCUGCUGUGCCCUGGUUGUGGUGUACCUGCUGGGCAAGAUGUACGUGGCCAAUGCAGGGGACAGCAGGGCCAUCAUUGUCCGGAAUGGUGAGAUCAUUCCAAUGUCCCGGGAAUUCACCCCGGAAACGGAGCGCCAGCGCCUCCAGCUGCUGGGCUUCCUGAAACCAGAGCUGCUGGGGGGCGAGUUCACCCACCUGGAGUUCCCUCGUCGAGUUCAGCCCAAGGAGCUGGGCCAGAGGAUGCUGUACCGGGACCAGAACAUGACCGGCUGGGCCUACAAACACAUCCAGCUGGAGGACCUCAGGUUUCCUCUGGUCUGUGGGGAGGGCAAAAAGGCUCGAGUGAUGGCCACCAUCGGGGUGACCCGGGGCCUGGGAGACCACAACCUCAGGGUCUGCAGUUCCAGCCUGCCCAUCAAGCCCUUCCUGUCCUGCUUCCCGGAGGUGCGCGUGUAUGACCUGACGCAGUACGAGCACUGCCCGGACGACGUGCUGGUGCUGGGGACGGACGGCCUGUGGGACGUCACCAGCGACACCGAGGCGGCUGCCACGGUGGACAGGGUGCUGUCGACCUACGAGCCCAAUGACCCCAGCAGGUACACAGCGCUGGCCCAAGCCCUGGUCCUAGGGGCCCGGGGCACCCCCCGGGACCGUGGCUGGCGUCUCCCCAACAACAAGCUGGGUUCCGGGGAUGACAUCUCUGUCUUCGUCAUCCCCUUGGGAGGGCCCGGCAGCUACUCCUGA
Molecule: messenger RNA, 1527 nt
Organism: Pipistrellus nathusii (Nathusius's pipistrelle)
Lineage: Eukaryota; Metazoa; Chordata; Mammalia; Chiroptera; Vespertilionidae
Source: the annotation of a GenBank genome assembly